Procambarus clarkii (red swamp crayfish) is the source of this 2417-nucleotide messenger RNA. RefSeq names its product small ribosomal subunit protein mS39. Lineage: Eukaryota; Metazoa; Arthropoda; Malacostraca; Decapoda; Cambaridae. Gene Ontology annotation, biological process: mitochondrial translation. The record is from RefSeq and is a predicted model, not a curated record. Gene Ontology annotation, cellular component: mitochondrion. Gene Ontology annotation, molecular function: rRNA binding; protein binding; ribosomal small subunit binding.
UAGUGAGAGAAGCGACCUCAUGGAGCCACAACACAAGCCUCGUCGCCCCUAAAUUAACAACAACUCUAGCAAGGUUAACCUCGGAGGAUCCCGGUCAAUUUCAAGGGACAACAUUGAAGUUUAACUCUAACCUUGAAGAGUGAGGUGCCACGCCACAGCUCUAGUGGUGUAGUCAUAGAGAGGAGAAGUUACCUUCACGCAAACUGCAGCUAUCAGUGUACAGAGGAGGACGAGACCAGUCUGGGCACCAUGGCCGGCACCUUGUCCAGGACACCAGGAAAACUGCUUCAUGACUUUCUGAAGAGGUCAAAUGUUAGCAUCUUGACUAAUGGUUUGAAAACAUCAUCACACCUUGGCAGUGAGAAGAUUGUCAUUCCCAGCCGAAUAAAAAGAUCUUCCACAGAUAUUCUUGAGGCUCUGGCCAGCACUGUGAGUCGUGACUUAUCAGGUCCACAUUACAAGUAUCAUGAUGAUCCAUACUUAACUCCUGCCUCCAAUCUUGUCAAGCGUACCUUUUCCUUGUCAAAGGAAGCAGGAAGGAAGGCUGCAAGAUGGAUACGUGAUGAGAAUGCUAGUCUCUUUACACACAGACCAGAGGAACCCUUUAUUCAAGCAUUUUUUCCCAAAAUUACUUACAAUGAGGAAAGCAACGUGAGUGAAGAAACACUUCGAAACCUGAUCCGGAUGGGCUCUGUAUCGGAUGCUAUCACUGUCUAUCAGCUUUCUCAGUCUAAAGGCAUUGAGUUGAGCGAUCAAGUUCGGCAGGAGCUUCUAGAGUUGGUAGCAUACUACAACUGUGAGGACCCUUUGGAUGAAGAUUGGGUUGAAGAGCGUUGGUACCGUCAGGGGGUCAUGACAGUUAGAAAAACGUGGAAAGACAAUGGACUUGCUGAAGAGUUAUUUCAAUCAUUAAGCAACAAAGGAUCUGCAGCAUAUUGUGCCUUAAUCCGUGGUAUGGCUCAGUAUUAUCAGGUUGACAGAGCACAACAAUUAUAUCAGGAAUGCAAAGAAAAGGAUAUUCCUUUAGAUGCAGACACUUAUAAUUCUCUCAUCCGGGUUGCUUCAUAUAUGCGCGAUGCCUUUGAACUUCGGUGGCAGCUUGUCAAGGAAUUGUUGACAUCCAUGGCAGAAUCAGGCAUUUCCCCAAACUUAGGCACCCUGAAUUGUACUCUGGAGGCACUUGGUCAGGUGGCUAGCUGGCGCCAGGCAAGGCACCUCAGCCUCCAAGUCAUGUCCGAGUUUCAUGGUCUUGGAAUCCAACCGUCUCUAGCCACAUAUUACUACUUGUUGACGAUACACUGUCGAGAACGAGGACCCAUAAGUCAUAUCUUGAUUGAUAUUCUUGAUGAAAUAGAAGGAAAGGAGUUCACGAUUCAAGAUAUCAAAGACACGUUCUUUUUUGUUACUGCCAUGGAUGUUAGCCGCAAUCAUUUGCAGAGCCUGGAUGUGGCCCAGCGCGUGGACAAGAUGCUGCACACUGGAAACAAUUAUAGUCUAAUUGGAGAUGCUUACAAAGAAUCAAUUUAUUAUCGUCACUACUUUGCACUGGCCUGUUCGUCGCUGACUAUUGAGGAUUUCAUGGAAACAUACAAUGAGUUAGUCCCUCAUAUUUAUACUCCAGAGCCUGGGGUUAUGGAGGAAGUAUUGAAGUCUGUAAAAGUUCAUGAGGCCCUACAGUAUUUACCCCAGCUCUGGUCGGACAUAAUAGUAUUUGACCAAACUUAUAGGGAGCGUCUCCUGUCACUUGUAUUGUCAGCUAUGACUAAUCAUCAGCCAUCUGACGAAAACGAUCAACUUACUCAGCAGCUGGCAACUAUUGCGUGGGAUGUUUGGACAAGAGUGCAGGAACAAGAUGAGACCAGACAUAACAAGGUUGUAUGGACAGGUCAGAUGAUCGGUGAUUUGUUAACCACCUUGGUCCACUGUAAGGAGUACAAAAAGGCUUUGUUGUUGUUAAAGGAAGCAAAUAUUAAUGCCCAUAAAAUACUGGGUGCUGUACCAAUUAAUGCCUUACAAACACUGAAUAAAGCUGCAAUUGAUAAAAAAGAUGCUGAAACUUCUGUGAACACGGUUAUUUAUGCAUUAGAUUCUGGGCACCACGAAGCAGGAGAGAUGGUAAAGCAGCUUCAGUCAGAGUUAACUCUCAGUUCAGAUCACCGAGCAAAACUCUCUGCAAUUUUUGGCACUGACCUCUUAAAUGACUCUGCAUAACAACUGUACCUUUUAAGUUAUUAAGCUCCAUGGAGAGUACUGUAAAUGUUAUAAAUUUUGAACAAAAGCUCAGUGACGAAAAAAAGCCAAGGGCAAUGUACAGGAUUCAAGAGUUCUCAAAAAUAUGAACAUUGGUUUCCUCAAUUUACAUGUAAUAAAAUUGUAGCAUACUGUAUACACAAGUAUUUAGUAAAAAAGUAAAAUUG